Molecule: messenger RNA, 306 nt
Organism: Enterobius vermicularis (human pinworm)
Lineage: Eukaryota; Metazoa; Nematoda; Chromadorea; Rhabditida; Oxyuridae
Source: the annotation of a GenBank genome assembly
AUGCAUAUAUACAAUAGAACACUACUGCGCACGAAAUCUGUUCGCAGCGAAGCAGCCGAAUCAUCGAGUACGACGUCAGGGUUUGAUUAUGCAGAGGGAUACCUCGCAGUUUUAAACUAUUCAGCAUGGAAUGUUCGCGAAAUGGGCGGAGCACCGUAUCUGCCAACUGCAGCGGCAGCACUUUAUAGAGGGCUAGGCAUAGACUGGAAAGGGGAGGGGGGAGGGGAAGGGGGAGAAGCGCGCGUUCGCGAAGAAUUUUCCCGAAAGAAAUUGGCAAAUUUAAUUUUAGCAAAUAGGAAAUCCUAA